Messenger RNA from Cylindrotheca closterium, 876 nucleotides. The record is from the annotation of a GenBank genome assembly. Lineage: Eukaryota; Bacillariophyta; Bacillariophyceae; Bacillariales; Bacillariaceae.
AUGCUGGUCCCGUCGUUUCAGCCUUGCAUUUUUUUGCAAUCCAUCAAUAAUCCGACGUCUGAUCAGAUUUGCUGGAUGUCAUCAACGUGCUUGUUAAUACACAGUCUCAUUGCUUGUGCUUUACUCUCCAAUUCAGCACUUGCGCAUGAUCAGCAGUGCGUCAUUGACCAGAAAGGAGACCACGGUUCCUGCAAUAGCGGAAGUGCUGAUUUACAAUCUCAAUAUGAUAGAUUGAUGAACUUGCCUGCACAUUUGCAGCCAGCGGCUCUCAAGUCGGGUACAGCACCCUGGAAUGAGGAGCAAGAAGUAUGGUUAUGCCCGGAUCAUCGUAGCCCAAGUGACCGCCGUCGAAUCGACUAUUAUACUGGAAUGGACUGUGAGGAAAUGGAAGUGUUAUUCUCUCUGUAUCGAGCAGAUGAGAUGCCCACUCAAUACGCAUUUGGUUUUGACUAUCAAUCAUGGUGCAAAUGUCCUGGUGUCACUGCGAAACCAGAGCAGAGCUGCGAGCUCUGUCCGGGCGACGAUGGAGGCAUCGAGAAAGAGAACGACGACACCAGGCUUAAUGCUAUAUUCCUGGUCUCUCGUGGAGGAAAAAGCAUUGUCAUGUCAUGCAGUCAAGCAAUGGAAUAUGCAUUUUAUAUUACCAAUGAAGAUAGGUGUAUGGAUGAUUUGAAGGAGGCACGAACAUUUUGCUGCGAUCCCUUAGCUUCCACAAAAAGCGAGGAGGAGUCAUCUCAAGUCUUUUCAUUGCGAGAUUUCCAGAUAACCAUCCUAUUCAUCCUCAGCGGAGCUGCACUAGCCCAUAUUAUCGUUUUUGUCGCGAUGUUCAUCAUGGCAAAAAUCGACAAGCACUGGUAUUCUUGGGAAGACCUGUGA